AUGUGGAUGCAAUGGUUGAGCAGACGUUUCCUCCAGUGCUUGUUGGCACUCGCAUUGGCAGUUGCCGUACUAUCAUCCCCGCUUCCCGCAGAAGAUGAUCGCGCAUUAGCGUACGACGAGAUGCCGAUGCUCAGCGACUUCUAUGAUAACGCCGUUUUCGACAUGGAGAAGCGCGGUCUCCUCCGACUCGGCAAGCGCUCCCCACUGCGACUCGGGAAGCGCAGCGUGCUCCGACUUGGC
Mesorhabditis spiculigera is the source of this 240-nucleotide messenger RNA. Lineage: Eukaryota; Metazoa; Nematoda; Chromadorea; Rhabditida; Rhabditidae. The record is from the annotation of a GenBank genome assembly.